Molecule: messenger RNA, 2580 nt
Organism: Pieris brassicae (large cabbage white)
Lineage: Eukaryota; Metazoa; Arthropoda; Insecta; Lepidoptera; Pieridae
Gene: Gro
Product: protein groucho-like
Exons: 16
Coding region: 191-2323 (710 amino acids)
Biological process (GO): negative regulation of canonical Wnt signaling pathway; regulation of DNA-templated transcription
Cellular component (GO): nucleus; transcription regulator complex
Molecular function (GO): transcription corepressor activity; protein binding
Source: RefSeq, a predicted model, not a curated record
CCCGGCGCGCCAGUCCGUUAGAAGUAUUCGGAAGAAUAGGUUGUGUCUCGCAGCUAUUUAUAAUUAAUCGCGUGUGACUGACCGCGCGGAGUGCGCUCUCUUGCAGUGAUUUUUGUGUUCAGUGGAAGUGUGUGGGUGUAUCGUUUUUGGAGUGUCCUGUAGACGAUGACCGUGUGUGCUUGACGUGGGGAUGUAUCCUAGCGCGGGCGCAAUGAACGCUGCCGCCGCCGCUGCUGCCGUGGCGGCUGCUAGGCAUCCGCAGGGACCGCCGCAGCCGGGCCAACCAAUUAAGUUCACCGUGGGUGAAUCUUGUGACAGAAUAAAAGAAGAAUUCAACUUUCUACAAGCUCAAUAUCACAAUUUAAAAUUAGAAUGUGAAAAACUGGCCAGUGAGAAAAUUGAAAUACAAAGGCAUUAUGUUAUGUACUAUGAAAUGUCAUAUGGGCUCAAUGUGGAAAUGCAUAAACAGACGGAAAUAGCAAAGAGGUUAAAUGCAAUAAUCGCGCAAAUACUGCCGUUUCUCUCACAAGAUCACCAACAGCAAGUGGCCUCAGCUGUAGAAAGGGCGAAGCAGGUCACAAUGACGGAACUCAACGCAAUUAUUGGGCAACAACGACCUGAUCUGCCAAGAUUACUACAACAAAUGCAUGCUGCCCAUCUUCCAGCUCAUGGAGCUCCGCCUUUGCCACUCCUAGGGCAAGGUGCUUUGCCCCCUGCGGGGCUACUCGGCCUAGGGGUACCUCCACAUCAUCCACUCUCAGUGUUAGCAAAACCACCAGAUAUACACCGACCAGACGAUAAAGGAAACGGUAUCAGUUCGGCAGAGGAGAGACAUAGAAAUUCAAUAUCGCCUGGCGAGAGGGAAAAAUAUAGAACGCGAAGUCCAAUGGAGCCUGACCACAAAAAGCCGAAGAAGGAAGAGAAGGACAUGGGGCAUGAAUUAGUAGUAGACGACGCUAGUGAAGAGCCAACAUCACCGCACAACGGUGCGCCAUCGCCAAGAGAAAAUGGCCUGGACAAAUUGCAACCAAAAAAGGAACAUCCACCUCACAGCCCCAGAUCCGGAACGUCUAGCAACGCGUCAACACCGUCAGCAAAAAAGUUAGAUGAAAAACCAAGUACGCCCAUAUCGAAGCCUGUGACGCCUACGUCUGGGGCAAGCGGGGUCGCAGCGCCCUUAAAAGCGGCGGUGAAGCCGCCAGCGCUGCAAUAUCCCUAUUUGGGGAACGGGGCCCAUGACGCAUACGGCCUGGCGGGGUAUUCAGCACGAGCGGCGUUGGCCUAUGAGCCCCUAAGACCACCGAUAGGACCCGCCGCGCUUGCUCCUAUACCUGGAGGAAAACCGGCAUACUCAUUCCACGUUUCAGCGGAGGGCCAAAUGCAGCCCGUACCUUUCCCCCCCGAUGCCUUAAUGGGCCCGGGGAUCCCCCGCCACGCACGUCAAGUGUCGGCCUUAGCGCACGGCGAAGUCGUGUGCGCUGUGACCGUGUCCUCCCCCACAAAGUACGUGUAUACUGGUGGCAAGGGCUGCGUCAAAGUGUGGGACAUCAGCCAGCCCAGUAAAGCCCCCGUCAGCCAACUGGAUUGCUUGCAACGGGAUAACUACAUAAGAUCAGUGAAGUUAUUACCAGACGGGCGAACCUUAAUAGUGGGCGGUGAAGCCUCCAACCUAUCAAUAUGGGACCUCGCGUCACCAACGCCACGGAUUAAGGCUGAACUGACCUCUUCAGCCCCUGCCUGUUACGCUUUGGCUAUAAGUCCCGAUUCUAAAGUAUGCUUCAGUUGUUGUUCUGACGGCAACAUAGCGGUUUGGGACCUUCACAAUCAGACCCUGGUCCGACAAUUCCAAGGACACACAGACGGCGCGUCGUGUAUAGAUAUAUCUGCGGAUGGUACUAAAUUGUGGACUGGAGGACUCGAUAAUACCGUCAGAUCGUGGGACCUAAGGGAAGGUCGGCAAUUACAACAACACGACUUCAGUUCACAAAUAUUCUCAUUAGGAUACUGUCCAACCGGCGAAUGGCUGGCUGUGGGCAUGGAGAACAGCAACGUGGAGGUCCUCCACGCGGUGAAGCCAGACAAAUACCAGCUCCACUUGCACGAGUCGUGCGUGCUCUCGCUGCGGUUCGCGUCUUGCGGGAAGUGGUUCGUCUCUACGGGGAAAGACAAUCUGCUCAACGCGUGGCGUACUCCAUAUGGCGCUAGUAUCUUCCAGUCUAAAGAAUCAUCAUCGGUGCUAAGCUGUGACAUUUCAUCUGACGACAAAUAUAUCGUAACGGGUUCCGGCGACAAAAAGGCGACAGUGUAUGAAGUGAUCUAUUAAAGACAAUAAACAAACGAACAAAACAGAUCAACGAGUGAAUGAACGUUCCGCGAACGAGUGAAAAGUGAUAUAGCUUUAGUAUAUGUAUAAUUGGGAGCCUGUAUGUACUUAUGCGACUUGUUUAUAUAGUGUUAGUGUGCGCGGUUUUUGUUUAUUUGUUGAGCGCCCGUAGUGUAUGUUGGCAGCAGAUCUCAAAAUGAUGAUUUCGUUUCAAUAUUGUUGUAAAAUGCUCGUAUUAAAAAGAUAUGCGCAAAUUA